AUGCUUUCCUCAAUGGUGGUGCCCUCAAACUCAAUCUAUGCCGGUCUAAACUCCAUUAUAUCUGGCAGUCCUUCUCCUACUAUUGAAAAUGAACCAUUUAUACCAGAAGACGUUGAAAACGAUCUCGACGGUGAAACAGAGACUCUGCCCAAUCUGUCACUUCAUGAUCUUUCUAGUGAAGAUUUAGAUAGCCACAAUCCAACAGCUUCCAAGUGGCGAGAUACAAUUACUGGUGCAUCUAAAGGAGUCACAGACAAAACUGAUGCUGAUUAUCAGCGUCUUAUCAAGCAAUGUAUCAAGUUUCUGAUUAGCAAGAACAUGAUUAAAAAACGUGAAGAUUUUGCUUGUUGCAAUCCACCCGACGAUGCACCUUUUUUCAUUGCGGCAUGGAUUAUGGACAAAUGCGAUGAUAUUUAUCUUGAUGGAACUUUAAAGCCAACACAUGUUGUCCGUGAUUCCUAUGUACAUGGCCAAAAGAUGAGAGCGUCUAUGACAUAUCUUUUUGGACGUGAACUUGGUUUAGGCUCAGAUAGGUGGAGAAGAAAUGAGCUUACGGGUAAAAUGAUAGGAAAUCCAUCAGUAUCCGACACCGUAGCAACAUACAUGAUGAGUUUGCGUGCUCGGAAGAUUCGAAAUGGUGAAACACCAACAAGUGCACGCGCAAUCACCUCAGCUACUCUAAAAGCUCUUUAUGAUGAAAAUCAUAAAUCCGAAAACUAUGAUAUCAAACCCUAUGCUCCAGGGUCUAGAAAAGAACAAGAUAGCAACCAUUGGGGAGGAGGAUUAGCCCGACGCGCUCUUGAGGCAAUUUAUACAAUUGCUUUUCUCUGUCUACUCCGAUCAGAUGAGGUAUUGAAAAUCCGACGAAUUAAGCCAUUUUAUCUGCGGUUACUAGCAGAAAAUGAGGCUCAUCUUUGUCCUGUUCGUGCAAUGGCAAAUUGGCUUGAUGCAAGCGAGAUUACCGAUGGCUACAUUUUUCGAAAGAUUGCAUCUGGGGAUAGGCCAUCGGCUGAUAACAUACCCAUGCGUCGAGAAGACUUUUUUAAUUCUGAUAAACCACCUGCAGUCAAGUGCUUUAUGUGUGGACGAACAUGUCACUGUGCAUAG
Messenger RNA from Psilocybe cubensis, 1107 nucleotides. RefSeq lists its product as uncharacterized. Lineage: Eukaryota; Fungi; Basidiomycota; Agaricomycetes; Agaricales; Agrocybaceae. The record is from RefSeq and is a predicted model, not a curated record. The transcript has 6 exons. The coding region runs from base 1 to 1107 and encodes 368 amino acids.